UCAAGAACUACGGACGCUUCACUCGGCCCUUGCUAAGUGGCGUGUGCUACAAUUAAGUAACGGGCAGAGUCAUUUCACAAUAACAAAAAAAAAAAAACAAAAAUAGAAUACAACAAGAAAUCCAAAAACAAAAACCAAUAAAACCACAUUAAACAAGAAAUUAAUAAAUAGACAACCGAGCACAUAUACCCACACAAAAAUAAACAAUAGCAUACUAGUUGGUACAACUGGGGUAUUUUAUACAUAACUCGGUAAAUCCUUCGUUUAAUACAACGACGACCAGGAGACAACCACCAACAAAAAUCAAGUAAAUCGGAAACACGAAAUUACCAUCAGCAAAUUGCACCGGAGGUUGCAGACAUUUAAUUGAAGUGGAAGUCCAAAAAAAUCCCUCUGAUUAAUGGAAACGUUUUGAGAAAGCGUGCUCGGAUUGCCAAAACAAAGAGAAUCGACAGAUGCACCACCAAGAAGAGAAUAACAACCAAAAAAAAACCGUGGCCAAAUAAAAGUCGACAAGGAAUAAAGACACAUAAAUAGACACAAAUGUACAUAAUUUAAUAUUUGGAUAUGCCUUGUAAAUACAACAUAAAUAUUUAGAAUCUAGGCAACUACGAUUAUUACGACAACUGAAACAAGGAAAAGAAAACACAUAUUUUCCAAUUACAAACAAACACGAUUCUCAUUCUAGUCGCAAAACUUUCACAAUUACAGAUUAUCUUCACACAGUGAGACACUAAACAGUAAUAACCUCCCCCACCAAACAACAACCAUUUAUAUAUAUACAUAAAAGACAGAAAGCUAAAACACUGAAAUAAUUAAUCAAAUAUAUUAAACAAAUCCAAACCAAACGAAUGCAAGAAGAGCGCAAAAGCCAACUAUUCCAAAUUACCGUCAAUGUGUAGAUGAUCUACAAAGACCAUCUUUAAACGCUCCUCAUCGCUUGGAUAUCGCCACCAAUUGCAGCUCCAACUGCACUCCAACUCCCCUACAACAGGCAGCGAUCCAGAUACGGAUCAGCUAACAUAAUCGGAUUUCGAGCCGGAGUCCGUAAAACGAACGUGGAAAGGCCAAAGACCAAAGAACGAAUACCGAAGGAUUCGGCCGCAGGGUCAAGAUGCAUAUUGAAAUCCAGGUCGCUUUGAACUUUGUCAUAUCCUAUCUCUACAACAAAUUGCCGCGCAGACGUGUAAAUAUAUUUGGCGAGGAGCUAGAGAAGGCCCUACGCGACAAGUUCCAGGGUCACUGGUACCCAGAAAAACCCUUUAAGGGAUCUGCCUAUCGCUGCUUGAAGACCGGAGAUCCCAUUGAUUCGGUUCUGGAAAGAGCGGCUAGGGAAAGUGGAGUACCGAUCGGCGAUAUCCUAGAAAACUUGCCAAACGAACUUUCCGUGUGGAUAGAUCCCGGGGAGGUCUCAUUCCGCAUCGGUGAAAAGGGAGCAGUAAAGAUUCUUUACACGGAGAACAAUGAGAACCACGAAGACAGCCACUCGGCAGAUCGCGAGGUCACCAAAAUGUUCAACCCGGAGGCGCAGUGCUUCCGACCCAUCGAUGCCGUUAACACGACCAUGAACAAUCUGAGCUUGAGUCCCAAGGCGCUUCCAUUGGCACUGCCCCAAGCGGGAUCCUCGCCGCACUCGGCUGCGUCCAGUUCACCCACCUACAAGGGCAGUCCAAAUCCCACGAUCUCUGGCAGCUGCAGUUCCGUUUCCGCAGCGGGUUCUGGAACGGGCUCUGGUUCUGGAUCCGGAUCCAAUAUGGCACCCGGUCCUGGUACCGCUCCAGUUCCCGUACCCGGAAACGGUGCCACCGCCAAUGCAGCUGCAGCGGCCUUCAUGCAACGCGGCGCCCAGGCGCCAUUGACAUUCACCACAGCCACCUUUGCGCAGACUAAAUUCGGCAGCACCAAGCUGAAGACCAGCUCCAAGCGCACAAACAGCAGCGCCUAUCGCAUGUCGCCCACUGAGUUCUCCAACUACAUCAAACAGCGUGCGAUGCAGCAGCAGAUGCAUCAUGGUCAUGGAGUUGUCCCGUCCGCAGGAUCAUCGGUAUCGGCAGCAUUUGGCGGCCUGGAUGCCGUCUCACCUGCCCGUUCCCUAUCGCCGAAUCCCCUAUCGCUGGGCGGUAAUCCAAAUCAGGCCGGAUCGGGAUCGUCGGCCGAUCCGUUUUACUAUCAAAACAUGGCGAUCAAUCUGUAUCCACAAUUUGGCAAUCCACGCAGCCUCUUCGAGUCGCACUUUAAUGCGGAUGCCAGUAGCUUGGGUCUCUUUGUAGGCGGAACUGCUGGAACAGCUGGUGCUGCAGUCGCCGCUGGAGGAAAUGGUGGCGCCAACAAGUAUAGUACUUAUCUGGAGCCGUGCUACUUUGGCAAUGGCCAUGCCAACUCACAACAGCAUCCGCAGCAACAGAAUCGCGGCGGAAUGGAUCGUCCGAAUAGUAGCGAAAGCUGCUUUGGCCUAAAUGUGGAUUGCGGUAGUGCCGUUCUCGAGGAUUCGUCAUCAUCGUCGUCAGCAGCGGCUGCUGCUGCUGUGGCCGUUGCCGUUGCCAUUGCCGGGGACUCAUCGCCGGAGGACAGUCCCCUAAGUACACCCACCGUGGCAGCCACAACCGCAGGAACAACAGCCACUCCUCCUUCCAGCUCCACCAACAACAGUAGUAGCCAUCCAACUCAACAACAGGAACAACCGUCCUCCUCCUCGGGAAACGGAAAUGCGAACGCAAACGGAAACGGAAACAACGGUAAUAAUUCCAACAGCAAUACCAAACUGAUCGAUGGCAUUAGCUCCUUCUAUGGCACCGGAUCAUCGUAUCAGCAAUUAUUGGUUGCCAACUAGAGUUUCCUCGAAGUCAAUCACCGCAAAGAGAAUCCACCAUAGUUAUAUAUAUAUAUAUAUAUAUAUAUAUCGAUACCAACAACAUAAUGAAAUAUUAUAUCCGGGGCAUGGAUAUGUAUUUAGUGCAUUUCGGGCUUUCUGGUCACAACUCUAUAAGCAAUAUGAAUUGUUACGCAGUUUUGAGAUUUCCUGUAAAGAACCCCAAAUUCCCAGAUAGGAACCGAAGCAAAUUAGACGGAGCGACUAGGUGGAGUGGUAUAUAUGGAUAUCAUCAUUAUCAUUAUAUUCAUCUGAGGAGGAAAGAUAAGGUGGUCAUUAAAAACCAAGGACAUAAUUCUUUUGUCAUUUUGGAUAGUUAUGUAAUAGAAAGUGUCCUUGCAGACAAGAACAGUCACAAUGGAUGCAUAUCUCUAUAGGAACGAUUCGAUACGAUGUUGACACACCCACGAUCAGACACACACAAGCAGGUGUACAUGUUUAUAUGUAUGAAGCUGUAUGCAGAUGUAUAUACAGGUGCAUAUAUAUAUGUAUGUAUAUAUAUAUAUAUAUAUACAUAGACAGGGCCAAAAAGUACCAUGUGUGUGUGAGGCCCAUAAAUGUAGAUAUGUACGAGUUGUAUAUACAGAUAUAUAUCAGCCACUAAUAAUAUUUAUUUUGUUAUUAAAUUCAGAGUAAAUCGCAAAGUAAAGUUUCUUUCUGGUAUCAAGAGCAUGCAUAGAAAAAUUAACUCAAUGUAUAAAGUGUACGACUGUUGCCAUAGGCACGUACGAAUGAUACACUCAAAUCAAAUCACACAAGCAAAUGAUGAAGAUCUACCGAAACAAACCAAUAAGCAACAAGAAAUAAUACCACAAAUAUAAAUAUAUUUAAUGAGAACAACUAGAAUGUCUCAACUAAUUGUUUUUACUUGUUAUGCAUAUGAACGUAUAUAUAAAAAAAUAUAUUUAAUUAUCCAACUUAGGAUCAACAUUAAUAUUAAGUUUUUAAUUAGUUGUAAACUAAAGAUAAGAUCAUUUUUGUAGAUCAAGUUGCUAAAUUGAAACACAAACAACAUGCAUAUGUUUACUGAUAAAAGUCAACAUUGUUGAUUAUAAAUAGAUAUGCAACUUGCAUACUCUGAGCAUCCUGACCUGUGAAGAAAGUUUUUCUGUAGUAAAAAGUCCUUUUUUCCAUUCUUUGUAUUUUUAUAAAAUGUUUUUUUAGUUUUGUAUAUAUCUGAAGCUAACUUGCUGAAAAGCUAACAAAAUGUAUUCAGUUUCAAAACUAUAAGAAAUAUAAACAAAAAUCUAUACAUUUUCAUACUUCAAAUGAAGUGUUUCGAAAGAAUUUGUAAGAAAAAAAAACAAUUAAGUUGGCUUUAGCACAGGUAUUAUUCCGGUGAGUAACCUCUUCUUGAAAUGUAUAUGUAUUUAUUUCAAUUUGUUCGACAUUUUUUUGUUCUAAAAGAUAUCUGGGUUCCCACUGUCAGACUGGAAAAAAUAUUAGAUUAAUCGAAUACAAAUACUACAACUAAUUGCUCAAACCAUAAAUAUAACAAAAGCUCCUCUUAAACUCUUUUAGUUAUAUUAACUACACACCUAUAAUCAAAAUAGAGUCUUUCAAAAAUGCAAAGACUAGGAAAAAGGAACUUUUCUGAACACGUGAAAACACUUUCUCAGAAACCGUAGAAAGAAAAACUCCAGCAUCAUUUAACAUGAUCUAUUUUUCCAAGGCAAAAAUCUCUGAUUGUUUUGUUAUAAACUAAAUGUUGUUUUUCCCCAAACCUUUUUAAUCAUUCGACUUUAUCGAAAUGAAAUUCUAUAUCAGAUAUAAUGUAAUAGGAUGUCGUAUGAUUUUAUUGAUAGUGCCAAGGUCGUCGGGUCACUGCUAAACUUUUUUACCCCUAAAACACACGUUAUUCAAGCUAUGGAAGCUUUUACAUAUAAAAAACACUUGAACAAAUAAUAAAAAAAAACAUUUAUAUUUUUGUUGUAUGUUAAAUUGUAUGUAUUACCAUUUGACUUCGUAUUUUUUUUGUAUAUAUAUAUCUAUUUUUAUAUGAACAUUUGUAAUUUUUAUAAAUCGAGUACAGUAAAAAAUUUUAUACUUUUUAUAUGGGCCUAUGUGAAAAUACCUUGCUCUAUAUGAAUACUUACUUUAAUUAAAUGGGAAAAUAAAAUGCAUAAAACUAAAAGACGAUUUUAGUUGAUCUUUUUUAAGUCCCAAAUGAAACGCAAAAUGUUAAUGUAAAUAUGUCAUUGAAUGUAUUAUUUCACUUCUCAAUAUAUGUUGUUCAAUGGAUGUAUAGCAAACCUAAUGGUAUGAAAGUACUUUUAAGGCAAAGUAGAAAAAAGAAUGGAUAAACGACAACAAAUUGAGUAAGCCACUGAAUUCAUUCUCUAUAUAUCUUGUUAAGAAACAUUUGUAAUUUGUGUAAACGUUAUGGUUUUGUUUUUAUUGUCUAGUCGAAGACGCAAACACAAUGAGAAAAAUUUGACGAAAGCGAAGAUUUUCAGUUUUUUGGAGAAUGUAUUCAAAUAUGUACCUACACAUCCCACAGAUGUGUGUAUCUAAACCUACCACUGAAAACAGAAAUUUAAUGAAACAUUUAAGUACCUUAACGAAGCUUCUAAUUAUAGCUACUGUGACCACGAACAAGAGUCAAAUCAAAGCCAAGCCAAACCAAAAAACGCCAUUAAAUGCUAUAUUAAUCGCACCUCAAAGUAAUAGGUGCGAAUUAUAGAUUGCAUUGGGUCUAUAGCUUUUGUAUUCUGAUCAUAGUAGCGCAUAAGUACCUACACAGAAACAUACAUACAUACAUACACCAUCUAACACUUGCACACAUUAAGGAUUAGGCACGUUUUUUUCUUAGACGUAUUAGAGUGUAUUUGAAUUAAACAACAAGAAACAUUCAACGGAAAACGAAAAAUGAAAAUAAAAACCAACAAUUUUGUACUUUUAUAUAUAUGAUGAGUAUAUAUGUAUAUAUAUAUAUUCGUAUACAUGUAUACAUAUGAAUGCCUCUAAAUGGUUCAACUCAACGGAUUCUCAAUGUAUUUUUUGUAUGUCUCAGAAUGGUAUGUCUCCGAAUGAAAUCAAGUAACGAACAAAUAUUCAUAAUGUUAGAAAUUGUCUCACAUGCCAUUCUCUAUAAGUAAGCAUAUGGCACAAGUAAACGCCCCAUAAUGUAUGCAAUCUGCCAAUCUAUCCUUACCUGAAUCUGAAUUAUAGAGCGAAAUGGAUAUAGAUAUGGAUAUGAAAAUGGAAAUGGAGAGAUGGGAUGCAAAGUAUUGGAUGAGAAUACGGUAAGGCUUGCUUAUAAAAACUAUUCUAUUGUGAUUGUGAUAACAAUGUAAGGCACAGAUAAAGAUCGAGAUACAGUGAUGUGAAAAAAUCGCUGUAGAAAUGGCAAAACAUUCAUAUGUAUAUGUAUAUAGAUGGGAAAAUUUAGAUAAAGUAUCCGCCUAAUCAUCGAUGUCCACCAACUUAAAAUUUUAACUCGAUCGAGAUGAAAUUGUAUCCGACCGAUCUAAUAAGCAAAUAAUGAACCAUUAUGGUAGACACACAAAUAUACAAAAGCAA
Drosophila santomea is the source of this 6391-nucleotide messenger RNA. It is a transcript of the gene Tob, whose product is annotated as protein Tob2. NCBI's taxonomy places the organism in Eukaryota, Metazoa, Arthropoda, Insecta, Diptera, Drosophilidae. The transcript is spliced from 5 exons. The coding region runs from base 1115 to 2830 and encodes 571 amino acids. Gene Ontology annotation, biological process: regulation of gene expression. Gene Ontology annotation, molecular function: transcription corepressor activity. Gene Ontology annotation, cellular component: nucleus; cytoplasm. The record is from RefSeq and is a predicted model, not a curated record.